This is a messenger RNA of Trypanosoma theileri, 1167 nucleotides long. RefSeq names its product eukaryotic translation initiation factor 5. Bases 1 to 1167 code for a protein of 388 amino acids. The record is from RefSeq and is a predicted model, not a curated record. NCBI's taxonomy places the organism in Eukaryota, Euglenozoa, Kinetoplastea, Trypanosomatida, Trypanosomatidae. Gene Ontology annotation, molecular function: eukaryotic initiation factor eIF2 binding; translation initiation factor activity; GDP-dissociation inhibitor activity. Gene Ontology annotation, cellular component: cytosol. The transcript has a single exon. Gene Ontology annotation, biological process: formation of translation preinitiation complex; translational initiation; formation of cytoplasmic translation initiation complex.
AUGUCGGUUCCGAUGAUUCCCAUCGAUCCCGAAAAGCGGGACGAUAUCUACUACCGCUACAAAAUGCCUGCUAUCCAGACAAAGGUUGAAGGCAGUGGUAAUGGUAUCAAAACUGUUUUCCCAAAUAUUCAUGACGUGUGUCUCGCAAUUAAUCGUCCAGAAGAGAUUCUUAUGAAGUUCUUUCAGUCUGAAAUUGGUGCCCAGCGCACAGUGUUAGAGAAGGAUGAUAAAUUUCUUAUCAUGGGAAGUCAUACAGAGGAACGUGUUCAAGAGAAGGUUUACGAUUUUGUUCGUAAGUUCGUUCUUUGCCGUAACUGCCGUAACCCUGAAACACAGUUGUUCGUUGAGCGGGGAAAGAAGAAUGCAUCACCUAUUAGUCUUUCCUGCGGUGCUUGCGGUAAAGUCAUGCGAUUGAAUGACCUGGACCCCCGUUACGUCACCGCCCUCGUGACGUACUUUGCCAAGAAUCCGCAUUUGGUCCACAAGAAGGGCGCGGGGACGGCGGAGGCCCGCGGCGGCGAUAAUAAAGAAGCCACCGCCGCUGCCGCCGCUGGAGCUGCCGCCGCCGCCGCCGCCGUUCCAACGGCCGGAAGAGCCGUCGUUCAAAAGUCCGACUUGGAGGACACCCGCGAACCGCCGCAAGAUAUUCUUGCACGCUGUAUGCGGCAACACUCGGAACACCCGGAGGAGAUCAUGCGAUGCUGCAUGGAACUUAUGUCAUCUUACAAUCUUAAGGAAAAGAUGGGUCCCUUGCUUGUGCUUAAUGCAAUUAUAAUGGCAGAGGACGAAUUUAUGGCAGGUCUCCGACGUCACUCAAAUCUUUUGAAGCGUUUUUCCACUGUCUCUGAAGCCGCAAUGCUCGGUGGAGCUGUUGACGAGGCGGUUAAGACAGGACUAAUGAAACGUGAAAGUCAACUGCAGAACGCUACCAUUGAUGAGUGUGCCCGUCUUUGUUCAAAACGCCUAAAACCAGAUCAACUGGUGGUGAUUCUUUUUGUCCUUUUCACGGAGGGUGUGUUGAAGGACACUUCUAUUAUUGAAUGGUGUGUUAACGCCACACCCGUAUCUAAAUUGGACCCCAAAUUGGACGCAGAGAUGAAGGAAAAAUCUAAGCCGUUUGUUGAAUGGUUGAAUGCAGGAGGUAUAAAGGAGAAUGAGGAUGCGUAG